UUCAUUUUUUUGUCAGAAACGGAGAACGCUUCCCUUUGUUGUUAGAAACGAACAACGCUUUUAGAAUCGUAACUCAAACAUAUUUCAAUUCCGAGCAUACGAUCGAUUUCUGUGUAUUCAAAGUCUUCAUGGUAUUGUUAGAAACCAAGAAAAAGUUUCUCAAGCUUACGAAACGUCCGUGAGUAAGGAACUAUUACAUACCAAACAAACAACGCUGCAUUUUGAUGUUGGAAACGAACAACUUUUCCCUUUGUUGUUAGGAACGAACAACGCUUUAAGAAUCUUCAUGGUGUUGUCGGAAACAAAGAGCGCUUUAGUUAUAAAAAUGUCUCAACGUUAUUGCCUAUUAAGAGUCUGAAAUUCAUAUCUUUUUAGUAUUUGUUUCUUUGGGGGACUUGACUUUUUUUUCAGGCGACAUAACUAAAAUCUCGGGCAACAUGACUUCGGGCAAGAUAACACUCGGGCGACUUGGCUGUAAACCAUCGCCAGAGUGAUUAUACUAAAUAAUAAAUGAUAGUAAAGUCCCGUUCAAACAGUCGUGAUAAUUGAUGAUAGUUUCAACUAUCAUGCUCGUUUGUAAACAGAGAAUCGUGGACUAUUGUCGAUUAUAAAAUAAUUCAAAUAGUACGCGCGCUCUGAUUGGCCAUAAAACCAUUUUACAUGAGCGUAUGUAAACACGGUUUUCGUUCCUCUUUCAUUAGUUAUUUUAUAAACUCGAUAACCUGGAAACCACUCCACUUCGCGUCGUGGUUUCCUACGCUUAUCUCGUGUUCUCCCAAACUCCCGCGUGUUUACAUCAGGCUAUGUAAACACGGAAACCAUUUUACAUUUCUUCACUAUCAUUGACUAUCAUGUAGUUUACCAAUCGCUCUGAGUCCUUUGACGAAGAGCUAACGCGCGCAACGUCAGCUUACAAAUUUUUCACGGAGGCUAAUUUACGUUAUCAACUCAAUUGAUAAAACUAGAUUGCCUUAUCAUGUAGUUUAGACAUAUUCAAAUUCGACACAAUAGUUGAUGAUAGUUUUUGCCUUUGAACGAGCGGAUGAUCAGUGAAUGAUGUUUUUGGGUCAGCAGUUUUGCUAAAAACGGGCUCAAACCGAAAUGACAAGGGGUUUAAUAGCUAAAAUAGUCGUCAAAAUUUCCCAGAAUUUCUUAUAGUUCACUGCCAUCAUCUCCUGGUAGGCCUCAGUAUCUUCAACUCGCAUCUUCUUAUCUAAAAUUUCAAAUGCUACCGAAAUUGCGGACCUAAGCGCGCGCCAUAUUUGUUUACAAUUAUGCGAUCUUAUUGCGUGAUUUUGUCAACUUUCAUCAACUGUCAUGAACCGUUUGAACGCAAAAACUAUUGUCGACUGUCAUGACCACCAUGACCGUUGGAACAGGGCUUAAUUCACCAUCGAGGAAUGAAAUAAAGGUUUUUGCAGAUGCAAUCCAAAUUCUCCUUAUGUUUACGUGGGGUCCAUUGAUAGGUAAUUUACAUUGUCCAUUCUUAUCUGUCAUUUGUGAACCCCCGUGGAGACAAAAUUACCACAUGUAGACUGGCCGAAUGAAGUAAUUUGGUAGCCAAGAAAACAAUAACCUGGUUCAUAGAAGUGUCGCCCCUUUGAAGUUCGCAUCUGAAUCAAUCGGCUGGUGUCUCAGUUCUUAUCAAACAGAAGUGACUUUGUAUCUGUUGAUCAGCCUAGAUCAGUUUACUAACAACAGAGCUACCAUGGAGAGAAUUUUUACUUACAUAGCUGCGUUGUUCACUCGUCUGCUGUUUUGCCUCCAUGCCAUUGCCAUGAUUUACUGGCUGGUGACUUUGAAGCAAGACAGAAUGUAUUUUCUGUUUUUACUUCUUCUCGUGGCUCUCUUAGUGGAAACAAUAAUCACUGUGGGAUUUCGAAAGGGACAUGAAUAUAGUUGGUUUUGUCCAAGCAUGUUUUUAUACCUGAUGACUAUGAUUCCCUGUGACUGGAUUGCUAAAAUAGAAGUGCUUGAUUGCGUCGCUUCCAGUAACGAUGCAAGUUCAACUUGCAUCACAGCUGUCAACGAAACCGAGGAGAUCUUUCAGUUUUUACAAGGAAUAAACAUCACCGACGACGAAAGACUACUGUACACCAUGGAGCAAGCUCUGGUUCUCAUCUUAGUCAUUGGCAGAUGGCUUCUUCCAAAAGGGGGAAUAUCACGUGAUCAGUUAUCCCAACUGUUGCUUAUCUACAUCGGUACAGCAGCGGACAUUAUGGAAUUCACUGAGAUCAUCAAAGAGGAUGACAUCAGAAAAACUAACCCAAAAAUGCUUCAGAAUCACCACUUUGUCAAUGCGGUUAUUUUGUUUUGGAGUGUUAGUCUCUUCCAGUUCCCUUUGACCAUUUAUGCGAUGGAAAGAUCAGCACAAAGACUCGAAAAAGAGAAGGCUGAGCUGGAAGAGCGGCUCAGAAAAGUUAAAGAAGAGAAAGAUUUUAGAAGAAGGAGAAAUCAAGUGGCGCCCUCACCGGCUUUGUAUAUUUAUAAAAAGGAUCAAAGUCGAGAAUACAAAGAAAAAGAAGAAAUUCGGGUUAGAUAUAUUCAGACUAAAUCUGGACUAGAGAUCAAACCUGUAAUGACGUCAGUAACAAGCAUGGAUGAAGAGGAAGCUGCUACGCAUGCUUCCCGAGGAAGAUGUAAUCGAUGUUGGAAAAGGUUUACCCAAGGUGUCGACAAUUUUGCAGGCAAAAUGAAAGAUUACACUGAGCUUGUAAGUUUACUUAUACCGAUGCUUAUGCAAGAUGGCCCUUUUCUUGUUAUUCGUCUCAUAGUCAUUGCCUAUUAUCAAAUUUACCAUGAUACUUUGUACUUUCUGACUGUCAAGAAUGCCUUGGUUGUUAUGCUUCAAGUCUACCGCAUCUUCGUUUUGUAUUACAAGCCACCAGAAGAGGACAUCGAUGAUUUUUUUCCAGACAGCGAUGGUUCUCACAGGCUUAACAAUGUACAGACCGCCAUUAAAUCCGUACAGCACACUCGUUUAGCCCUAAGCCUAGUUUCCAGGCUCCAGCAGCAGGCAAAAUGGCGCCGAAAGAGGAGCCUCAACUCUGGUCGUUUUAAAAUAAAGCGUCCCUCGCAUGAUCCCAAAGAUACGGACAGUUUACUUCUACAAUUGGAUUCAAAUUCAAGGGGCGAUACUUAGGACCUGGGACCCAUAGAAAGCCUGGUGUCAAAAAAAACUGACCGUUUUCGA
Molecule: messenger RNA, 3193 nt
Organism: Pocillopora verrucosa
Lineage: Eukaryota; Metazoa; Cnidaria; Anthozoa; Scleractinia; Pocilloporidae
Product: transmembrane protein 26
Source: RefSeq, a predicted model, not a curated record